UAAUUUUUUUUCUCUUUUUUCCUUUUCUUUCUGCUCACCCCGUUUCUCCUUUUCCCUCCCUUUCUUUCUUCUACUUUACCAUCUCAAGGCUCUUAUUAUAUAACAUCCACUUUGGUUUCUUAGGUAUGUUAUAUCUAACAAAAAUGCCUUUCUAUUUUUUCCCUCUCUUUUCACAUAUAUUCUUUCUCUUUCCACCUUCCAUCCAAGCUUGCAUGCACAUGACCAACUUCUUCUUGCCAUCUUUCAACAGUUCGAAUUUGGGUUUGUGCCCAACAAGCUCUUCUCUCUGCCAUUGUCGUAGGACAUGAGUUCGCAGAUGAAUGGUCAGUGUCGCGUCCCACCUGGCUUCCGCUUCCAUCCAACAGAGGAAGAGCUUUUGCACUAUUACUUGAGGAAGAAGGUGGCGUUUGAGAAGAUAGAUUUGGAUGUUAUCCGAGACGUUGAUCUCAAUAAACUCGAGCCUUGGGAUAUACAAGAGAAGUGCAAAAUCGGAUCAACCCCACAAAACGACUGGUAUUUCUUUAGUCACAAAGACAAGAAGUAUCCCACAGGCACUCGGACAAACCGCGCCACGGCCGCCGGAUUCUGGAAAGCGACUGGUCGUGAUAAGGUUAUCUGCACCAACUUAAAAAGGAUCGGAAUGAGGAAAACACUAGUAUUUUAUAAAGGGAGGGCGCCUCACGGUCAGAAAUCCGAUUGGAUUAUGCAUGAAUACAGGCUAGAUGACAACAACGAUAUAAGCCCUCAAUCCAAUGCAUCUAGCUCGAUGGGAGAGUCACAAGAAGAUGGGUGGGUGGUUUGUCGCAUUUUCAAGAAAAAGAAUCAUAUCAAGGCACUUGAUAGCCCAAACAGGUCAUCAAUCCAUGGCGAUGGCCAAACCCAAAUGGGCCAUUCCAGUAGAGAUGGAGCCUUCGAGCAAAUCCUUCAGUACAUGGGAAGGACAUGUAAGCAAGAAAAUGAUACGAACACCAACAAGAACAACAACAACAACAUCAACAUCAACAUCAACACCAACAACAUAAGAUAUCUCGGAUUGAUGGGGGAAGCUGAGUCCGCCAUAGACAAUGGAGCCUUUGAAGGAUUCAUUCAAUUGCCUCCUCUAGAAAGCCCGACUCUCCCAAUGCUUCACAAUGACAGCCGGCCACCUGAUCUUGGUUGCAGUAGCCAGAAUUGCUGCCCACCAAUGGAUUCUCAUUUCAUAACACCUACUACCUAUGUUGAAGCUUCAAUCACCAACCAUAGCAACAUCAACCACCAGGCAGAGACGAGUCUUAGCGACUGGGCAGCACUAGACCGGUUCGUCGCUUCCCACCUCAACGGCCAAACGGAGACGUCCAAGCAACUCGCCUGCUUCGACGAUCCCAACCUCACAUUUUGUUCCGUCCCUGAUCAAGAUCUCUCAUUACCAUUGCACCUUCGCUCCUCCAACCGUUCAUUCAACACCUCUCAGGACUUAUACAACAACGAUACUGAUCUAUGGGAUUUUGCACGAUCAUCGUCAUCAUCAGACCUGUUAUGCCACGUGUCAAAAGCUUCUUUCUGAAUACCCCAAGAUACCACAGUGGCAAGUCAGCAUAUUAUUGCUAUUUUUAUUAUUUUAUUAUUAUUAUUAUUAGUGGCACACAUAGAUGUAAGAUAUUUCAUAUAAUAAAAAAAAAUUAAUAAUAGAAUUUAAGCUGGGAUUGCAUUGUCAAACA
Molecule: messenger RNA, 1697 nt
Organism: Magnolia sinica
Lineage: Eukaryota; Viridiplantae; Streptophyta; Magnoliopsida; Magnoliales; Magnoliaceae
Product: NAC domain-containing protein 43-like
Exons: 3
Coding region: 305-1543 (412 amino acids)
Biological process (GO): regulation of DNA-templated transcription
Molecular function (GO): DNA binding
Source: RefSeq, a predicted model, not a curated record